Messenger RNA from Lepus europaeus (European hare), 3741 nucleotides. It is a transcript of the gene COL23A1, whose product is annotated as collagen type XXIII alpha 1 chain. The coding region runs from base 1 to 1635 and encodes 544 amino acids. The record is from RefSeq and is a predicted model, not a curated record. NCBI's taxonomy places the organism in Eukaryota, Metazoa, Chordata, Mammalia, Lagomorpha, Leporidae. The transcript is spliced from 29 exons.
AUGAGCCGAGGCGAGCGCGCCGGGGGCGGCGGCGACGUGCGGAAGGGCAGCCCUGCGGACGGCGGUGGCGGCGGGGGACGACCCGCGAAGACAACCGGGACCCGGGCGGCGAGCGCGCUGUGCCUGCUGCUCUCCGUGGGUUCGGCGGCUGCCUGCCUGCUGCUGGGCGCCCAGGCGGCCGCGCUCCAGGGCCGAGUGGCGGCGCUCGAGGAGGAGCGGGAGCUCCUGCGGCGCGCGGGGCCGCCUGGCGCCCUGGCCGCCUGGGCCGAGCCGCACCUGGAGCGCCUGCUGCGCGAGAAGUUGGACGGACUGGCCAAGCUCCGAACUGUUCGAGAAGCCCCAUCCGAGUGCGUGUGCCCCCCUGGGCCCCCAGGACGGCGUGGCAAGCCCGGAAGACGAGGCGACCCUGGUCCUCCAGGCCAGUCGGGACGAGAUGGCUACCCGGGACCCCUGGGGCUGGACGGCAAGCCUGGACUUCCAGGCCCCAAAGGGGAAAAGGGAGUACCAGGAGACUUCGGCCCCCGGGGAGACCAAGGGCAAGACGGAGCUGCUGGGCCUCCAGGACCCCCAGGGCCCCCUGGGGCCAGGGGCCCCCCUGGAGACACUGGGAAAGACGGCCCCAGGGGGGCUCAAGGUCCAGUGGGUCCCAAAGGAGAGCCCGGCCAGGACGGCGACAUGGGCCCCAAAGGACCCCCAGGGCCCAAGGGCCCACCUGGGACCCAUGGACUCAAGGGGGAUGACGGGACGCCGAGCCAACCUGGGCUGCCUGGACCCCCAGGGCCCAAGGGCGAGCCGGGGAGCAUGGGGCCCCGAGGAGAAAGCGGUGUGGAUGGCGCCCCGGGACCAAAGGGGGAGCCUGGCCAUGGAGGCGCAGACGGAGCCGCAGGGCCCCGGGGUCCACCAGGCCUCAAGGGCGAGCAGGGGGACACCGUGGUGAUCGACUAUGAUGGCAGGAUCCUGGAUUCCCUCAAGGGUCCUCCCGGGCCACAGGGGCCCCCGGGGCCACCAGGGAUGCCCGGAGCCAAGGGUGAGCUUGGCCUGCCCGGUGCUCCCGGAAUCGAUGGAGAGAAGGGUCCAAAAGGAUCGAAAGGAGACCCAGGAGAGCCCGGGCCAGCUGGACCCAAGGGAGAAGCAGGAGAGAUGGGUUUGUCUGGCCUCCCGGGUGCCGAUGGUCUCAAGGGGGAGAAGGGAGAGUCGGCUUCUGACAGCCUCCAGGAGAGCCUGGCCCAGAUCAUAGUGGAGCCAGGGCCACCCGGCCCCCCCGGCCCUCCAGGUCCCAUGGGCCUCCAGGGAGUCCAAGGUCCCAAGGGAUUAGAUGGAGCAAAGGGAGAGAAGGGCGCAUCUGGUGAGAGAGGCCCCAGCGGGCUGCCUGGACCUGUUGGCCCACCAGGCCUGAUUGGGCUGCCGGGAACCAAAGGAGAGAAGGGCAGGCCCGGGGAGCCAGGACUGGAUGGCUUCCCUGGACCCCGAGGAGAGAAAGGUGACAGGAGCGAGCGUGGAGAGAAGGGGGAACGAGGGAUCCCCGGCCGGAAGGGAGUGAAGGGUCAGAAAGGCGAACCCGGACCGCCGGGCCUGGACCAGCCAUGUCCUGUGGGUCCCGAUGGGCUGCCCGUGCCCGGCUGCUGGCAUAAGUGACCCCAGAUCCAGCUCACAACCUGUACAGACCCGUGUGGACAUUUUGAAUUUUUGUAAAAACAAAACAGUAAUAUAUUGCUCUUUUAUGCGAUGCACCACCUGUGGCCUUGUAACAUUCAGAAGUGUCCGACCCAGCCCAGAGCCGUCAGCACCGGAGGCUGGCGAGAGAGGGGACAAGCAAGCACAGGACAGCUGUAUGCUUGGGGGCCACUCCUCCAGGACUCGGCUUUCCUGGCAAGGAGACGAAGGUGGCUGUGCCGGGCUCCCCUGGGCCUUCAGCCACCUGAGCAGCGGGGAGGCUCACUGCUGUCCCACGGCCACGCAGGGGCAGCCGCCGGGAGCCCCGGAGUCCACAAGUCAUGCUGUCCAAGAAGGCCCAGGACUCAACAGCAGCUGCCACUGCUCCUGAACGCAGCCUCCAGCAGCUGCCCCUGGCCCCAAGGAGGAGAGAGUGGAAAGUUACCUGCACGGCUCACUGCCGCCUUGCUUGGUGGGCUCAGGAAGCCGGCCUGCAUCGGGGACAUGGGUCCUCUGGCCACACCUAGAAGCCACACUCUGAUGCAGAACCAGCUGCUGGAGCCCCUUGAUCCUCGACUGGCAGACAGAGGGUUCCAGGGUGGGCCUGGCUGCCGCUUCCUGUCACAUCACCCGGAGCAGGGACAGAUGGGGCUUUUGCAGGGCCCAAGGAGACAGACCUUCAGUCAGAGCUGUGGCCUCACUGGUUCCGAGUGUCCCGCCCAGCCCUGUGGCCUCCCAGCCAGACACCAUCAUUGUGAUGAGUUACGCAAAUGAGCCUCAGGGCUGGCUCCCAGCUGGCCUGAGCAGGGGCCUGCAACCACCGCUGGCAGGUGUCCCAGCUCCCAGCAGCCAGCGCCUCCCUUUCUGUGCCGUCGGAUAGCACUGCAUGUAAUAAACUACCACUGUGUGCUUGGGUGUGCCUGUCCUUGCAGCCUGCCCUGGGUGCCUCGGGCUGAGAUACCAGCCUGGCCAUUACAAGGUGGGGACAGGAGAGGGGACACCCCCAGGCCGCAGAAACCAGAGAAGGGUUGCGGUGUGAAGUUCAGAAGGCACAGACGUGACCAGAUCAGCCAAGUCCUCUGGCACUGGGUCAUUUCUGUCACCAAGCCCCCCACGUGGCCCUCUAUUGUGGUGACCAGGGACUGCUACUUCACAAGUCACCCCAAAACCCAUUGCCACACAACUACCACCAUGCCUGGUUCUUGCUCACGGCCCUGGGGGUCAUGGGCUCAGCGGGGUGCUUCUCGUUCAAGUUCUCUCCAUCUGGUGAUCAAUGCUGGCUGUCAUUUGGGACCUCACAUGGCUGGAACACCUGCCUGGGGCCCCUGCUCAUGGCCUGGCUUCCUUCCUGGUGCAAGUGGGCCAAGCCUCUGACAUCAUACAGGGUCGCAUUCUGCCAGGGUUGGAGGCUCCUCCCGACUCAAGGGGCUGUAGCUAGACCCCGCCUCCCACUGGGAAAAUGUCGACACCCUCCCUUAAGGAGAAGAUAUGGGGUCACAGGUCUUGCGGUUAUUUCAGAAACGCCACGUGCCACCUCAUCCAUAAAAUGGGAGAGCAGCCCUACCCCAGACCCUGACAUGGGACAUCCUUGCUAAGCAGAAGAGGCUGGGGCUGGCGCUGUGGCAUAGCGGGUUAAAGCACAGGCCUGCAACACCAGCAUCCCAUAUGGGCACCAGUUCAAGUCCUGGCUGCUGCACUUCUGAUCUGGCUCCUUGCUAAUGCACCUGGGAAAGCAGCAGAGAAUGGCCCAAGUGCUUGGGCCCUUGCACCCAUGUGGGAGACCCAGAAGAAGCUCCUGGCUCCUGGCUCCUGGCUUCAGAUUGGCUCAGCUCCGGCCAUUGCAGCCAUUUGGGGAGUGAACAGCAGAUGGAAGACCUCUCUGUGUAACUCUUUCAAAUAAGUAAAAUAAAUCUUUAAAAGAAGAAGAGGCCCCGGCCACACACUGGCUAAGGAGGGAAGAAAUGAGGGUGUGUCCAAAAAUUCACAGAAAAUGGAAUUAGAAGGAUAUGUUGAUACAAAACUUUUUAAUCAUAUCUGGAAAAUGCAUAUUAUGCCUGCGUUUCAAAAUCUUUUUUUGCAACAGAAUAA